Molecule: messenger RNA, 979 nt
Organism: Strongylocentrotus purpuratus (purple sea urchin)
Lineage: Eukaryota; Metazoa; Echinodermata; Echinoidea; Camarodonta; Strongylocentrotidae
Exons: 3
Coding region: 130-960 (276 amino acids)
Biological process (GO): signal transduction
Molecular function (GO): protein binding
Source: RefSeq, a predicted model, not a curated record
UAUACUUCUCUCAUAAGCUCCCUUAUGCUUAUUGACACCAUCUCAAAACACACCACUGCAUGUAACUGACCAGGAGGGCAUGUCUUUGUAUUUCAAGAGGAUUUGUGCACAGACAAGACAGACAAAUGGAUGACUAUGGAGCCCAAAAGAAUCUCCGAAAUCGAACUCAUCAACCUCGCCAAGAGGAUCAGCCCUUCGUACUAUAAAGUCCUUGGAAACAAUUUGGAAUUUUGCCAGGCAGAGCUGGAAAACUUAAGUAUUCGAAGUCAACUCGAUAUACAAGAAGCGAUUCAUACUAUACUAAGGCGAUGGACAGAGGGGCGUCCUCUGAAUGAAAACAGCAGAGAGGUCUUAGCUGAUAUUCUGGAUGAUACAGAGCUGAAAGCGAUCGGGGAUCUUUUAAGAACUGGUCAUGAGUCACUACUCAAAGGGUCUUCCAAGUCUUCUGGACUUGAUCAAAGAGCAUCUACAUCACAAACACCAGCAAUACCCGGUCCGAUGAAAUCAUCGGCUGAGACAACGCCGAAGACAACGACGUCGACGACGACUAAGAUCUCAACAUCCUCAUCCUCUCCUCAAUCCUCGGACUCAAUCACCGUCAUCACCGGGCUCAUAGCAGGCUUACUACCACACGAUCUGCUACCACAACACCAUAGUCAUGUCUACAAUGCAACGAGUUCAGAUACAGUAAAAGUCGUCCUGACUUCUAGUCGUGGUGACGACAUAACACACGUUCUGAAUCCCAGAAAUCAUUGCCGCAUCCCGACUCCUUAUGGGCGUGUCAGGCUCUCCGUCUACAGGAAGGAUGACAAUGGCGAUGGGGGGUUUGCCCGCGACGCAUGCGCAUUGUUUGCAGACGAUUCUGAUCGGAGUUUUAUCGUCAAGAAAUCCUCAGAUGGCAAGAACCUUGUGGUUGUUCGUUCCAAGUAUGGACAAUUCCGCACCGAAGAGAGGCCCUAGUUUAAAGGGAACCAAAACC